This is a messenger RNA of Vicia villosa (hairy vetch), 999 nucleotides long. RefSeq lists its product as uncharacterized. The record is from RefSeq and is a predicted model, not a curated record. Lineage: Eukaryota; Viridiplantae; Streptophyta; Magnoliopsida; Fabales; Fabaceae. Gene Ontology annotation, molecular function: nucleic acid binding; RNA-DNA hybrid ribonuclease activity. The coding region runs from base 1 to 999 and encodes 332 amino acids. The transcript is spliced from 2 exons.
AUGGGUAAUUGGAAUAGCCUAUGGAAGAUUUCGGCACCGGCUAGAGUUAAACAUCUCCUUUGGAGGAUUUGUAAGGAUUGUCUACCGACGAGAGUGCGACUCCGUCAACAUCAUGUUCCAUGCGCUCCUAAUUGUCCGUCUUGUGAUAACGGGUAUGAAGAUGAUUGGCAUGUCUUUUUUGGAUGUUUAGAGGUAAUCUCCUCCUGGCGGGCAGCAAGUUUGUAUGAUGUUAUAUUCCACCGUCUCCACUCUUUCCAAGAUGCUAAAUCUGUUAUUUUUUAUAUUUGUUGCAAGGAAGAUAGUAAUCUUGCUGGUAGAGUAGCGGUAAUGUUAGAGGGUUUGUGGAAGAAUAGAAAUGAUUGGGUCUGGAAUAAUGAGAAAGAAGAAGCUACUAAACUGGGUUGGCUAGCCUUGCACAAGUGGCAAGAUUGGUUUUCUGCUCAACAUAUUCGGCACUCCGAAGGUAAUGAGGAGAAUCUAUUACAGUGGCAGCCGCCGUCGAGUGGUUCCUUUAAGUGUAAUGUGGAUGCAGGUUUUAACCGUCAGUUAGGUACAACAAACUGCGGGUGGUGCCUUCGUGACGAUCAUGGUGAUUUUGUUAUUGCUGGAACUGCAUGGGAUGGUGGUACUUUAUCUAUUAUAGAAGCGGAGGCUUUAGCCCUCAAGGAAGCUAUUCAUGGUAUUAGUACUCUUCACUUUGGCCAUGUAUUGUUCGAAAGUGAUUUUCAGAUGGUUGUUCAAGGUUUAAGAUCAACCGCUAGUGGCCAUUCAGAGUUUAAUUGUAUUAUUUCUUCUAUUAAGUUAUUGUUACUAGAUCUUCCCCACUUUGAGGUUAAGUCUACUCCGAAGCGUCAUAUGUUGUACACCUUUUUGGUUCAGUAUCUCCUUGACUCCCAUAAUGUGCGUCAAGAUAUUUAUGACAUGCUUGAGGUUGAGGGUCGCAAAAUCUUUGAUUCAUCUGCUAUAAAAUUGAUGAAGUAUAAAGACAAUGAAGAAUAA